Cyprinus carpio (common carp) is the source of this 576-nucleotide messenger RNA. Its product is annotated as glycine-rich protein DOT1-like. The coding region runs from base 1 to 576 and encodes 191 amino acids. The transcript has a single exon. Lineage: Eukaryota; Metazoa; Chordata; Actinopteri; Cypriniformes; Cyprinidae. The record is from RefSeq and is a predicted model, not a curated record.
AUGGAGGGAGGAGACAGGAGGGGCUUGGAGCAGGAGGAGUCAAGCAGAACCCAGGCCGCAGCCAUAAUAGCGACCCACGGUGGAGCCAACGUAGGGAGGAUCAAUGGUGGAGAAAGAGAUUACGACUCCAGGGGGCCGACCGACACCGGUGGAGCAGGUGAUGGAGGAGACCAAGGCAGAGACGGAGAGCUGAUGAGCCAGGGUGAAGGGGAGGAUCCGGAGGGCCAAGGCAGAGUAGAUUGCUCAGGCGACCGAGGUGGAGGCGGGGAUCUGGAAGGCCCCGGUGAAGCUGGAGCAACUGAAGAACGAGGAGGAGCUGAAGGGAAGGAGGAGUCUGACAGAGCCAGAGUGACUGAGGGACGAGGCACAGCUGGAGGAUGGUCGACGACAGACAAAGGCGGAGCCAGAGGGAUGAGGGAGCUCGGCAGAGCCAGUGGACUGCUGGGCCACAGCAGAGAGGAGGGAGCUAGGAGCCAUGGUGGAGCCACUGAGUUGAUGGGCCGAGGCAGAGUCUGGAACUCUGAGGCUGGAGGCAGAGGCAAGGGACUCUCCAGCCACACCAAGGAUGGAGACUGA